This is a messenger RNA of Nasonia vitripennis (jewel wasp), 1077 nucleotides long. RefSeq names its product trypsin-7-like. Bases 260 to 808 code for a protein of 182 amino acids. The transcript has 4 exons. Gene Ontology annotation, molecular function: serine-type endopeptidase activity. The record is from RefSeq and is a predicted model, not a curated record. NCBI's taxonomy places the organism in Eukaryota, Metazoa, Arthropoda, Insecta, Hymenoptera, Pteromalidae. Gene Ontology annotation, biological process: proteolysis.
UAUUUGAACAGUGGUAACGGUGACGUAAAAUAAUUCAACAUUGAUAUAAUAGAUACCUUUUUUACCCGUGAUAAUCAACACAAAAUCUAUAUAAUUUAUUUAUUAAUUAGCAAAUUACACAAUCAACUACAAAUUUGAUUUCUAGGCAAGCCUAAUUCAAUACAACUCGUCAGAAGAAGACAGAAGUGGAGAGCCUAUUUGUGGCGCUACUAUUAUCAGCGAUAAAUGGCUUGUUACGGCUGGACAUUGUUUAGACGAAAUGGAUGUCGCUGACCUGAAAGUUCGAACUGGCGCUACGAAGAGAUACAACGAUGGAGAAGAGCACGAGAUUAAGAGACUGAUCAUGCACCCUGGCUUCAAGAUUCACGAAUAUAUUAUUACUGAUGACAUUGGUCUUAUUGAGCUCGCUAAGCCAAUCAAGUUCAGCAAUGUACAAAAGGCUAUUCCGUUGGCCAAGCCCACCGAUGAACCUACUCCGGGAAAAAUUUUGACUGUUUCUGGAUUCGGAAGAGAAGAGCAGUACGAGGAAACUAAAACAUUGCAACUGAAGGCCGCUUACUUACCGAUCGCUUCUCUGGAAAAAUGCCAAGAUGAUUACUUCUUGGAUCCGGUGACCGAUAAAAUGAUCUGCGCCGGUAACAGCGCAGACAGCUCUUGCAAAGGUGACUCUGGUGGUCCGGGUGUCAUGGAUCACAGACUCGCCGCUAUAGUUUCUACCGGAUUCCUCUGUGAUACUACUAACGUACCUGCUGUUUUUACUGCCGUCUACAAACAUCUUGACUGGAUUAACCAGUAUGUUCAAGCUUAAAUAAAAUAGUUUUUAAGUUCGUUGUACAAUAAAACGCAUUUCAAACUACAGCUUUUAAGUUUCACGUUAUUUUUUACCAACUCGAUGAAGUAUCGUGAAAUUCGAGCUUACCACUGCCGUUGAUGCCUUUCCUUUAUACUCCAGCCCCCAAAAAAUGUUCAAAAAGUACAUCUCCAUUAGCUGCAACACAAUGAAUUAAAAUACUGGAUAAAUCACGGCAUUGCUCUCAGCUCAAACGCACAAUUUGCAGCGUACACGAGCCAGAAGCG